AUGCGUUUAAGUGCCUUUUAUCCGAUAUUUCUGGGUUUAGUACCUUAUUUGGCUGCUCUACCAACCGAUAUUGGCCAGCAUUUUGGGAUAGAUGUUGUAUUGAGUCAAAUCGGUAACACUCGAAUCAAGGCUGUGGUUAAAAAUACCGGCCAGGAAGUGACUUACAUGCAUCUCAAUUUCUUCGGCGACAGCGCCCCUGUCAAAAAGGUUGCCGUAGACACCGAGAUCGUGUUUGAGGGCAUCAAGCGGCGUAUCAGGCUUGAAGGUAUUACAUCAGAGGCUUUUACAACUCUGCUACCUGGGCAAACUACCGAGGAUGAAUUCGACAUUUCAGAAACCAGCGAUCUGUCACGAGGGGGCUCUAUAUCACUACGCUCUCAAGGCCUGGUCCCUUUGGUACAAAACAAUACAGUUUCUGGCUAUUUGCUAUAUUAUUCCAAUGACCUCCAGAUUGAGGUAGAUGCGGCGAAAGCUUCUCGAGUGAGGAAAGCCAUCAAACCUCUGCAACGCCGAGCUAGAAUACAAUGCACCGAUCCAAAGUUAAGUCAGGGUCUUCAAAAGGCCUUGAAUAGCACCACCGCUCUAGCUAGUGCUGCAGCGAAGGCUGCACUUUAUGGCUCUGCUCAGAAAUUCAAAGAGUACUUCAAGACAACAAACGGCUCUGUUCGAGCUGUUGUGUCAGCAAGGCUACAGGCAGUAGCAAAAGAGGCUAAUUUAACAGCAACGGGGGCCACAUCUUACUACUGUAAUGACGAGUUUGGAUAUUGUGAGAGUAAUGUUUUGGCAUACACAAUCCCAAGUCAAAACACAAUAUGCAACUGUGCACUCUACUAUUCGUACCUCCCAAACCUUACAAAGGAAUGCCAUUACCAGGACCGUGCGACGACCUCACUGCAUGAAUUCACACAUGCGCCCGGUGUGUAUAGCCCUGGGACAGAGGACCUGGCAUAUGGCUAUCUCGCUGCUAUGGGGUUGAACAGUCGUGAAGCGGUAAUGAAUGCAGAUACCUACGCUGUGUAUGCAAAUGGUAAGUCUGAAAUCACACAUAAAACGAAACUGAACACUAAGACUUAUUCAAAUCGCAGCAAUAUACUUAGGUUGUUGAAAAUGGACUCAACAAAUGCAAGUUUUAAGGGCAUGUUGGACUUUAGCUUCAUUUAUGUUACGAGACGGUGA
Messenger RNA from Penicillium angulare, 1176 nucleotides. RefSeq lists its product as uncharacterized. Bases 1 to 1176 code for a protein of 391 amino acids. Gene Ontology annotation, molecular function: metalloendopeptidase activity. The transcript has 2 exons. NCBI's taxonomy places the organism in Eukaryota, Fungi, Ascomycota, Eurotiomycetes, Eurotiales, Aspergillaceae. Gene Ontology annotation, biological process: proteolysis. The record is from RefSeq and is a predicted model, not a curated record.